Paramuricea clavata is the source of this 984-nucleotide messenger RNA. The record is from the annotation of a GenBank genome assembly. NCBI's taxonomy places the organism in Eukaryota, Metazoa, Cnidaria, Anthozoa, Malacalcyonacea, Plexauridae.
AUGCCAUCCAAACCAUGGCAAGUAAUUCAUGGGGAUUUUUGUGGACCAUUCCCCAGUGGGGACUAUCUUUUAGUGUUAAUGGAUGAACAUUCCCGAUUUCCUGAGGUCGAAAUCAUUCGAUCAACUACAACCGCGGUCACUAUUGGAAAGCUUGAGAAAAUAUUUUCGGUUCAUGGAUUCCCAAUUGAAUUUGUUAGCGAUAAUGGUCCACCUUUUAACGGACACGAAUUCCACAACUAUUUAGCACGAAAUGGAAUCAAACAUCGAAAGAUUACGCCAUACUGGCCGCAGGCCAAUGCACACGUAGAACGGUUUAUGAGGACUAUUGAAAAAUCAGUUAGAAUUGCUCACUCACAAGGAAAGAAUUGGAAAACGGAACUUUAUCGUUUUCUCCUAGAUUACCGCACAACACCACAUGUUACUACAGGAAUUGCACCGGCAGAUCUACUAUUCAACCGACAAAUACGUAACAGACUUCCAGAUAGCAACGCGAUGAUCCCAGAACGAAAAGGGGGAAAUCAGGAUAAAACGGCUCCAACUACAAGUCGUGAAGCUGUACUUCAACGCGAUGCUAGGGAGAAAAACAAAAUCAAGGAUCGGGAAGAUAAACGAAACAGAGCUAAAGAACCCCAAUUCCGUAUCGGAGAUUUGGUAUUGUUGAAACAAAGUCAAAGAAAUAAGUUAUAUUUACCUUGGGAUCCAUCACCAUAUCGCGUAACAGGUAUAAAAGGAUCACAAAUCACGGCCAAACGCCGAGGGGUUACGGUCACACGAAAUUCGUCACAUUUCAAGCGUGUAAUUCCUUACUUUCAAGAAGUGGACGAUCCAUAUUCAAACAGUAGUGAAGAAGAAGAGGAAGAAAUGGCAGCCCAGCAACAACAGGAAGAUCCAGAGAAUGAUAUCGCAAGUGAGUUAUCAGACGAAGAUAUUGAUAAUGCAGAGCAAGACCAGCCGUUAAAUCGAUAUCCAAGGAGAGAAAAUUGA